GUCCACAUGAAACUGUUUAAGAGUGAAAAGCUCUAAAUAUCUGACUUUCUCAGCAAAUGGAAGGUGGAAGACAAUCUUACUUCUCCAUGCCUCUUGCUUCUAGGUUGGAUCGUUUGGAUUUCCUUAUGAAAUAUUUAGAAAGAAAACAAAACUUACAAACAUGGGAUAGAAAUAGUUUGGCCCUAGGACUCGAGAGACAAUGCGUACCAGUGGAUUUGGCAGUGAAGGAGGCUGACUCUAAAGGGCCACUGUUGGAUAGGGUGGCAGCACUUGAACAUAGGCUUUUUCAGCUAUGCUUAGAGAAACAAUCUAGCAAUACAUCAAGCUCUUCAUCACUCGCAUCAACACUAACACCUGGCUACACUUCUAGCCAAGGGUGCAAGGGGGAACCACCUAACUCACUCCCAACUUUCAACAAUCACAUUCAUGGAGAGAGACUCAUAUCCAACGUCGGUUUCUAUCGGCGUGAAAUUCAGGGAAAACCUCAUAGAGUGCCAAAAAUUUUGAAGCAUGCAAGUCUUCCUAAGCAGCAUAUUGGGAACAGUAGGCCCACUAACACUAAGGAUGAGAAAACAUGCAAAAGCCAGAAGAAGGGAAUAUCUCCAAAUUGGCCACGCUUAAAAAUGUUGGGAUGCUAAUUCUAGGAGUAUCUAUUUCUUUUACUUAUCUAUGUUUAUCUAAUGAAAUAUUUGGUGACUGAAACCUCAAUAAUCGUCCCUGUUUUUUUUUUUUU
Messenger RNA from Quercus lobata, 733 nucleotides. It is a transcript of the gene MSP2, whose product is annotated as microspore-specific promoter 2. Bases 57 to 638 code for a protein of 193 amino acids. The transcript has 4 exons. NCBI's taxonomy places the organism in Eukaryota, Viridiplantae, Streptophyta, Magnoliopsida, Fagales, Fagaceae. The record is from RefSeq and is a predicted model, not a curated record.